AGCCACACACAGUUUCAAGUCGUCGGUCCAAGUGGUGCGCAAAGUCAAAGUUUUGUUCAAGUGCUGCGAGCGCCUCCCCCCCUACUCUCUCAGAUUCGGUUACGUAUCGGCGAGCAACGGUUAAAAGCGUUAUUACCAAAUACACAACAGCAAUAAACUAAAACCGCACAAUGAAGAGAUUUUUAGUUGUGUUUGUGGCAUUAUUCGGAGCCGCUGUGGCCCAGUCGAGCUUCAAGUGCCCCGAUGAUUUCGGCUUCUAUCCACACGAUACAUCCUGCGACAAAUACUGGAAGUGCGACAAUGGCGUCUCCGAGCUGAAGACCUGCGGCAAUGGUCUGGCCUUCGAUGCCUCAGACUCCAAGUUCCUCACCGAGAACUGCGACUAUCUGCACAAUGUGGAUUGCGGUGAACGCACUGAGUUGGAGCCUCCAAUCACCACGCCUCACUGCUCGCGUCUGUACGGCAUCUUCCCCGAUGAGAACAAGUGCGACGUGUUCUGGAACUGCUGGAACGGCGAGCCAUCCAGGUACCAGUGCUCACCCGGCCUGGCCUACGAUCGCGAUGCACGCGUCUGCAUGUGGGCCGAUCAGGUGCCCGAGUGCAGGAACGAAGAGGUUGCCAACGGCUUCGCCUGCCCAGCUGCUGGUGAGCUGGCCAAUACUGGCUCCUUCUCCCGUCACGCACAUCCCGAGGACUGCCGCAAGUACUACAUUUGCCUGGAGGGCGUGGCACGCGAGUAUGGCUGCCCCAUUGGCACAGUGUUCAAGAUUGGCGACAGCGAUGGCACUGGCAACUGCGAGGAUCCCGAGGAUGUUCCCGGCUGCGAAGACUACUAUGGUGAUCUGGACUUGAAGAGCAUCCGCAAAAGCGAGCUUCUAGCUGGAUUGAACACUGAAGGUCGCACUAAGAACGCGCCCAAAACCAAAGCUGCCACCUCAUAAACAUAACAACAACAAAUAUAAGAACUAAAACAACAACAACAACAGCAACUACAAUACUACAACUACAACAAUAUCAACUCGAAUCCUUUGCCCAACUACUUUCCCACUACUCUCACAUCACAAAGUCUMACCUCUAACAA
Messenger RNA from Drosophila arizonae, 1081 nucleotides. It is a transcript of the gene Gasp, whose product is annotated as Chitin binding Peritrophin-A domain-containing protein Gasp. Gene Ontology annotation, cellular component: extracellular region. Gene Ontology annotation, molecular function: chitin binding. Lineage: Eukaryota; Metazoa; Arthropoda; Insecta; Diptera; Drosophilidae. The record is from RefSeq and is a predicted model, not a curated record.